Molecule: messenger RNA, 5240 nt
Organism: Tachysurus fulvidraco (yellow catfish)
Lineage: Eukaryota; Metazoa; Chordata; Actinopteri; Siluriformes; Bagridae
Gene: sema3ab
Product: sema domain, immunoglobulin domain (Ig), short basic domain, secreted, (semaphorin) 3Ab
Exons: 17
Coding region: 468-2810 (780 amino acids)
Biological process (GO): negative chemotaxis; neural crest cell migration; positive regulation of neuron migration
Molecular function (GO): chemorepellent activity; neuropilin binding; semaphorin receptor binding
Source: RefSeq, a predicted model, not a curated record
CACUUGGCUUCACUCUCUCUUUCAGCUACGUGCACUGUGGACUUGUGUGCUGAGCUUUGUAGGGUAGUGUGUAUAGGUGCAUGUAAGGGAGCUAGUGGAAGUGCUUAGAGCUUUAGCAAGCUUAAGUUCACUUUUGUCUCAGUGUGCUUUCAGCUGAGGUGCUACUUUUACAUGGAUCAGAAAGAAAAAAAAGGGAGAAAAGAAAACAAGACAAAGAGGACCGAGUAGAUAAACAGCUUGAGGGCUUAGAAAAAACAAUACACACACACACACUAACUCGAGUGUUUUGAGAUCUGGUCCUGGUGGUCAGUUUUGUCCUGCUUGGACUGACCAACUCAAUAAGAGGGAUGUGAUCAUUGUGGGCUUCUUCAGCCUGACUCUACACACAUACAUACACCUGCUCCAUCCUCAGGUGCUGCUCUGAAGAUCUGGACCUCUGUUAGUAGCUGUGUAUCUUUGGUUUCAUCAUGGACUACGUUUGGGGGAUGGCGGUGCUGCUGUGUGGGCUCUGGACGCCGCAGAGAGGAGCCGAUGCUCAACGUGCCAAAAGCAACGUGCCCCGACUCAAACUCUCCUACAAAGAAAUGUUGGAGUCAAACAACUUGUUUACUUUCAACGGACUGGCCAACAGCUCGGCCUACCACUUAUUUUUACUGGAUGAGGAGAAAGGUCGGCUUUUUGUAGGAGCGAAGGAUCAUCUCCUGUCUUUUAACCUGAUAGACAUCAACAUGGACCAGCAAUUGAUUUCUUGGCCUCCAUCUUCGUCACAUCGGGAUGAGUGCAGGUGGGCUGGAAAAGAUGUCCAGAAAGAGUGCUCAAAUUUUAUUAAGGUGUUGCAGCCAUUUAAUCACACUCAUGUCUACACUUGUGGAACAGGGGCCUUCCACCCUGCCUGUGCUUAUGUGGAGGUGGGCAAACGGUCAGAGGACAACAUUUUCAGACUGGAGUCAUCACACUUUGAGAACGGCCGAGGCAAAAGCCCCUAUGACCCUAAACUCAUGACUGCUUCACUACUUAUUGAUGGUGAGCUGUAUUCUGGGACAGCAGCCGAUUUCAUGGGGCGAGACUUUGCUGUUUUCCGAACGUUAGGAAAGCAUCAUCCAAUCAGGACAGAGCAGCAUGAUUCCCGGUGGCUCAAUGAACCUAGGUUCAUAAGUGUCCACCUCAUACCCGAGAGCGAUAACCCUGAAGACGACAAGAUCUACAUGUUCUUUCGAGAGAGCGCCAUUGAUGGAGAACAAACCGGCAAAGCCACGCAUGCCAGAAUCGGACAGCUGUGUAAAAAUGACUUUGGAGGUCACAGGAGUUUGGUGAAUAAGUGGACCACUUUCCUUAAAGCUCGGCUCAUCUGCUCAGUCCCAGGCCUUAACGGAAUUGACACACACUUUGAUGAGCUGCAGGACAUUUUUCUGAUGAGCUCAAAGGACACCAAGAACCCUAUCAUCUACGCAGUGUUCACAACAUCCAGUAAUAUCUUUAAAGGCUCAGCAGUGUGUAUGUACAGCAUGGCUGAUGUAAGGAGGGUGUUUUUGGGUCCCUAUGCUCACAGAGAUGGACCCAAUUACCAGUGGGUGCCAUUUCUAGGCAGAGUUCCCUAUCCACGUCCUGGCACGUGUCCAAGUAAAACCUUUGGAGGGUUUGAGUCCACAAAGGAUCUACCUGAUGAUGUUAUCACUUUUGCCCGGAGUCAUCCAGCUAUGUACAACCCAGUGCUUCCCCUCAACAACCGCCCAAUCAUUAUCAAGACUGAUGUGGAUUACCAGUUCACACAGAUCGUUGUUGACCGAGUGGAGGCAGAAGACGGACAGUACGACGUCAUGUUCAUUGGCACAGAUCUCGGCACGGUUCUUAAGGUGGUCUCAAUUCCCAGAGGCACUUGGCAUGACCUUGAGGAAGUUUUACUGGAAGAGAUGACUGUGUUUAGGGAACCAACAGCUAUAACAGCUAUGGAGCUUUCCACCAAACAGCAACAGCUCUAUCUCGGCUCGAAUAUCGGUGUUUCCCAGAUGCCUCUGCACCGCUGUGACGUUUAUGGCAAGGCUUGCGCUGAAUGCUGUCUAGCACGAGACCCCUACUGUGCCUGGGAUGGCUCACAGUGUUCCCGAUACUUCCCCACUGCUAAGAGGAGGACUCGGCGCCAGGACAUCAGGAAUGGAGACCCUCUCACUCAGUGUUCGGACCUGCAGCAUAACGACGAGGAGAAUGGUGAGAGCACCCUGCUGGAUAAAACAGUGUAUGGGGUGGAGAACAGCAGCUCCUUCCUGGAGUGCAGCCCUAAGUCUCAGCGUGCUCUGAUCUACUGGCAGUUCCAGAGACAUGGAGAGAACCGCAAACAAGAGAUAAAAUCUGAUGAACGAGUGCUGGGAACUGAACAGGGUCUACUAAUCCGAAGUCUUCUUCCGAAGGACUCGGGUGUGUAUUACUGCCACGCAGUGGAACAUGGUUUCAUCCAGACACUCCUGCGGCUGACGCUACAUGUCAUCCCCUCUGAUCACCUGGACGAUCUCAUACAACGGCCACCCUCAGAUACCGGCCGCUCCACACACGGCAAACUUUGGUACCAGGACUUUUUGUCUCUGAUCGAUCCACCCGGCCCCAACAGUGUGGACCAGCUUUGUGAGCAAGUGUGGAAGAAAGAGAGGAAGCAGCGGAGGCAAAAAAACCAUCACCUACAUGCUACACAAUCACAUGCUGCUCAGCUUCUUCACACCAGUCAGUCAAACUCCAGCAAGUGGAAGCUCAUGCAGGAGAGCAAGAAAGGACGCAAUCGUAGGACCCACGAGACACCGCGGGCUCCUCGCAGCGUGUGACCUCAUGCUUUUAUGACUGCGCCCCCAAAUGCCAGAUAAAGAGAAAUGACUCUGACCGUUCUACUGACUGUGAGUCUGAGAGGCACACACAGGAAAUGUGAAUAAAAUAUUCCACCCCUCCUGUACACAGAGUGUAUGUUGGUGGCGAAGCACACUUUCACUCAGAGCUUUUCAUUCAGACUAAACAUCCAGGAGUCCCCAGUGGAAAGUUUCACUCAUACCACGAAUGGAUAUAAUAACACACAGGGACAAUAUUCUGUAAAUAUUACACAGAAUUCAUUGGACUAUGAGACGUACUUCUGUCUAUCAGAAAAAUAGGCACAGCUGAAGGCCACUGACUAAACAUCUGUGCGUAUAUACUGCACAAAACUCAUAAAUGUGUAUCUGCAGAACAAAGCUGAGUCAAACCCUUUCCCAGUGAAGAUUCAGCUUGUCUCAGUGUCCCCUCUUUGUCCCACCAGCUAUUUUCCUUCUCCUUAUUUUUAACUGCUCCAAAAGCAUUUGGCCACGACACUAAUACACAAUGUAUGUGUUCUUUUUGUCAAUAAGCUUUCCGGCAUAAAUGCAUCCGUCAGCUAUUUUGUAGAGUAAUAUUUAAUUUUAUACUUUGUCAGAAUUAUAUAUAAAAAUAUUACAUGAUAUAGAGUUAUUUUAUUAACGGGUCUCUUCAUCUUCUCAUCCAAGCCUCUGUUUUCUGGGAUACUAAACAUUUGAACUCUCAUUUUCUUUAUCAGAGCUGCUUUUUGAUUUUCAGUAUAACCUUAAAGAUAGAAAUCUUUAUUCAUCAGAAGGAGACACGCAACAUCAGCACGAUUGUUUAUACGCCGGCCCUCUUGAAUGCUUGAAUCUGAUUGGGUAGAAAGUCUGAAUUAAUUUUCUGUAACAGUAGUGAGACAAAUCGCAGGUUUGCGUUAAUUCAAAUGAAUUUGUUUUUUUCCCUGCAGUAACAAGUUCACAGGAACUUGUGUGGUAAACAUUCCACAUAAUUUACAGCUAAUAAAUUACAAAGAAAUUAAAAAAAUGAAUGAAAAGCAUCAAAUUAUUGCUGUUCUGACGUUUUCCAUAAGGAGAAGUUCAUGUGAAAUUUUUGGAAGGAGUCUCCAGUGUCAGUGUUUGUAAAUUUCAGAUAGUUUUCCGACAUAAAAAAGACUUAAGAGGAGAAAACUUUGCGAUUUUACCCAAUAAUAUGACAACCUACAUUUGCUUUGCUUUGUCUGUUUAUUGGGGCGUUUGUUUUUCCAAAUAUUUUACUUCAAGCCAGGUUACAAAUGAGGGAAUGAUUUUUUACAGCUGUUAAACGUAUGUUCCACAAAACCGAAUAAAACAAUACAUUUUAAUUUAUUAAUAAAAAUUUUGAAUCGGUGACAAAUUGCCUUGUCAGACGAGCCAGAAAACACGUCUUGUGCUGUUAGAGCAAAUUCUUUAUACAUUAAUUCCUUUUCACAUUGCCAGAUCAUCCUGUAAAUGAUUCGUUUGCUUUAACUGCAGACAGUGGGGUGUUUUCUUCCUUAAUUAAAUAAAUUUAUAAUUGAUCGUGUGUCAGCUGACACAUUUUUAGCUGGUGAUUUAAUUUUCUUGAUUAAAAAAUAAUCUCAAGAUCGAUCUUUUUUUUUUUUUUCCUAAAUGUAAACCAUUAGCAAAUCAGACCUCUCUGACACUCCAUUCAUACUGUAUGUAUUUUAUGCGUUUUCCUCUUGCUAUAAAUUUCAACUGACAGCCCAUUUGUAUUCUGCCUGCAUUGUAUUAUCGUGAAGAACUAAAUGCAGAAAGUGUAGUGUAGUUUUUCACUGGGAAAAUGAAAUAAAUCUUUUUUAAAUAUGUUCCUGAUUUUUUUUCCCUGUAGUACAGAAAUAAAGAAAUAACCUAGAAAAGACAGACGAUAUCGGUUUAAUUCUAAAGAAAUGUAUGUAAAAACACCAGAAUGUAGCUGUGAAUAUACUGUAAAAUAUUUGAGAAGAACGAUAAACGUGUACAACCUGCAUGCGAAUGCUCUUCUCAUCCCAUUUGCUCCGCUAGCAUUUGCAGUAUCUAGUUAGUAAUGUUGUGAGUUCCAUGUAUGGCUGUAGACUCCUGACAGUCCACAUUUACUCUCAGGUGGAUGUACUACUUCUCUUAGAUAUGUGACAAAGACAGUGUUAGCUAAGGGCUGUACUGCUGCCUAUGGUACUCUCUCCCACUGUAGCUCACAUGGAUGAUGUAUACAUUACACGGACCUGGAUUCUCACAGGUCAGGCAGGACUGUGCAUUUUUCUCUUUUUUACAAUGUACAAAGAGAAAUGUAACUCAAAACAGUGUAUGGUUAAUGGAUCUUGGACAGAAAAGGACACUUCAAAAACAGUUGGGCAAAAAUGGAUGAAAAAAAAAAAUGCUGCUGUAAAUUAUUUGUUUUGGCAUGUAUUCCAAUGGUCUAAUAAAUGUGUCUUGUAAGAA